Schistosoma margrebowiei is the source of this 3517-nucleotide messenger RNA. NCBI's taxonomy places the organism in Eukaryota, Metazoa, Platyhelminthes, Trematoda, Strigeidida, Schistosomatidae. The record is from the annotation of a GenBank genome assembly.
GGAAGAUUAAUGAUAUCCUAAUUAUUAAAAUGCAACAAACAUCUCUUCACCUUAUAUUUUUGUGUAGUCUAUUGAUAUUUAUUCAACAGUGCAAUAAAACUGAUGCUCAGAUAUUUCGCAAUUUAUCGGUUUCUAUUAAAAAACGACUGGAUGACUUAAUAUCAUCAUUAACAAUAGACGAGAUUGUUGAGCAAAUGGCAAAUGGUGGCGCAGGUCCAACAUACGGUCCUGCACCGGCUAUACCUAGAUUGAAGAUCAAACCCUAUCAAUGGCGUACAAAUCCAAAUCAAGGUCUUUGUACUUCAUUUGUAAGUCACAUUAAUCAAGCUGCCUCGUUUGAUAUACUGGAUGUCUGGAAAAUUGCUUUCGCAAAUGGCUUAGAAAUGCGAGCUAAAUGGAAUCAGUUUAGUAAACAAAAUAAUUACCGUGAUAAUACGGGAAUAAAUGUGUUUGCACCGACUGUCAAUCUUCUUCGGCAUCCUCUUUGGGGAAGGAACAAGGAGACUUAUGGGGAAGAUCCAUAUUUAGCGGCUGAAUUAGCUAGAGCAUAUGUACAUGGGAUUAGUGGUUGGAAUGUACCAAACGAUGGUUCAAUCAAGGUAAACUUACUAACAAUAAAUCCAAUCAGACAACAUGUUGUAUUGGUUGGUGCAAACUGUAAACACUAUGCUGCGCAUUCCGGACCAGAAAACGAUCCUGUUUCAAGGUUAUCUUUUGAAGCUGAUGUCCCGGAACACGACUUGUGGAUGACCUAUUUCCCUGCUUUUCGUGCAUGUAUGGAAGCUGGAGCUGUUGGAGUUAUGUGUGCAUAUAGCGGAGUAAAUGGCACACCAGCUUGUGUAAAUCACUGGUUAUUAGAUACCGUACUUCGAAAGCAGUGGAAAUAUCCAGGUUUUGUAAUCAGUGAUGAAGGUGCCUUACAAUUUUUGAUAUCGAAACAUCAUGUUUAUUCGUCUUUACAAGAAGCUGCUUUAGCUGCAGUUAAAGCUGGUGUAAAUAUAGAAAAUGCAUUACCUAAUGAUGUUAACGUUUAUUCUGAAUUAUUAAACCUUACAAAAUCUGGUAAUGUGACUGAAGAUGAAUUACGAAAUCUAGUUCGUCCUUUGUUCCUUGCUAGAAUUCUAGAAGGUGAAUUAAAUUCGCCAGAAAUGGAUCCAUAUGCUCAUUUAUUGCCCAGUACAGUUGUUAAGAGUGAAAAGCAUAAAUAUUUAUCAUUGGUUACUGCGGCCAAAACAAUGGUACUUUUGAAAAACUCUGAAGAAUUCCUUCCACUUAAAAUGAAGCCGGAUACAAAUGAACGGCCGUUAAAACAUGUCGCCUUACUUGGACCAUUUUCAACAAAUAUCAGUGAAUUGGUUGGAAGUUACACUAAACACAUUAAUCCGGCUGAUACAGUUCCACUGGAUAAAACUCUUGAGAAAAUAAGUGAAAGCGUUACUGCUUCAGAUAUUUGCAUUGAUGGUGGGAAGUGUACAAUGUAUGACGAUUUAGCUAUUCAAGAAAUACUUUCCAAACCAGAUAUUGACCUUGUUAUCAUAACCAUUGGCACGGGACGAAAUGUUGAAGAUGAAGCACAUGAUAGACAUAAUCUGAAUCUACCUGGACAUCAGAAUGAAUUUUUAUUAAGUACACUAGAUAUGGCAGCCGGUCGGGGAAUAAUUAGACGCAAGCCUGUCCCAGUAGUUUUACUAGUCUUUUCUUCUGGACCAAUUGAUAUUGAGCCAGCAGUGGAAGAUGAAAAUAUAGUAUCAAUUUUUCAGAAGAAAUCGUUAUGAUGUAAAUAAUAUUUGCACGCUCUUUUUUGAAAUCCGCUGAAGUCCAAAUAGUUUCUGCAUACACUGGAUACGGACAAACUAAGUUUGCUUGACUGAAACAUUGUGAAUCCAAUUAUUAAAUGAAGUUAAAUACUAGUUAAUCUAUAUCAUUACUUCUACCUCUGUAUUAAUAUAACUCAUUCAUAAGCUCUUCCUUUGACAGGAACAAAUCACGAUCGACAGAAUCAUACAUUCAAAUUGCACUGGAAUGUCUUUGAUUUCAGUGCCUUUUUGUUUUUUUGGGAAACUGAUGCGUCAAGUUAUCAUGUAUUGUUUGAUGUGUAACGCAAACAUGUUUAUUCUCAAAUAAUAUUAACCAGAAGUAUUGGAUCCAUAACUCAUCCUAGAUUCAUGAAGUAAUUGACAGAAAAAUUAUUUCAAUCUGUAAACAAUAUGACUACUAGCUGUAAACAAGUAAUCAAUAUAAUCACAAUGGUUUUAUCUGGAUAAUUUAAAUGAUUCUGACUCUGAUAUUAUUAAGUUUAACAUACAGGUUGAUCAGGCUGCUUCAUAUGCUAUCAAACAGCCUUUAUUAUGCAAUAUAUUUUAUUUUUUGUGGCUAUAUCACAACAUAAUAAAUGUUGAACAUAGCAACCUAAUACAUGUUAAAUUUUUACGCAAAUGAACGAUGGGAUUAUUUCAACUUAAAUAAGUUUUAAUUUUACGAUAAAUUGGAUAUCUAUUCACUUUCUCAAGGUUAAAUCCAUAUUUUGGUGUGGUUAUAUGAAUGACAUACUCGGUGAAGUAAUAGUUCGUGUACUGAUGGGAAAUCCUGGUAAACCAUUUGGGCCGUACGCACCGUUAUUACGAUUGGAUCCUGAGUUAUCCGAAAUCGGUAUGUGGGGUAUGGAUAUAGAUGAAGGUUACUGGUGGAUACCAGCGGCUAGAUUACCAUUUACUUGGUACGCUUCGAUUGACGAGUUAGCCAAUAUAACUGUAUAUAAAAUGACAAAUCAGACCUAUCGUUACUUGCCAAAAUCUUGUACCAAGCAGCAAAAUGCAUGUAAAAUACCAAUUUUGUAUCCAUUUGGCUACGGAUUAUCUUAUAACAUGCUGUCCCCUUCAAUUAGUGGUAUUGAAUAUUUAGAACUGGAGUUGCCACUGUCUCCGGUUAAACCAAACCAACCAAUAACUGUUUAUGCAACGGUAGCUAACGUAGGAUAUAUUGCAUGUGAGGAAGUAGUACAACUGUAUAUACAAUGGUUAAAAUGUGGGCAAACUGAUAUAACUAAUGAAGAUCAGUGGGAAUGCACUACACCUAAUAUUCAGUUGACAGGCUUUAAACGUAUUCGACUAGAUGUUGGCGAAAAAAAGGAUCUUCAUUUUCAAAUAUCCCCAGACCAGUUAAGUGUAUGGUCUAAUCAACAUAAAUCCAUGGUUCCUGGUCAAGGCACUCUCCGUAUAACAGUUGGAGGACAACAACCUGAUCAACCAGUUACAGUUGGAUCAAACUAUUUGAUUGGUAUAGUUAAAAUAGAUCACACAUAGCUAGAAAAGGCUUGGAACUUAAAACAAGGAAUGAGUUUGUGAUCAAUUAAUAUUGCUCUAUAUUUGAACUCAAUGGAUAAUGCUUGAUAUUAAAAUAUAUAAUUUGUUAUAUUUGAUUUGAAUAUAGCAAAAUUUUCUGCUCUUUGAGUAGACUAUUGAUUACAAGAAUUCCUAUUCUAACUCCCCAUAGAAAUAAAAUUUCAUGAACUAUUUUU